Molecule: messenger RNA, 582 nt
Organism: Helobdella robusta
Lineage: Eukaryota; Metazoa; Annelida; Clitellata; Rhynchobdellida; Glossiphoniidae
Exons: 4
Coding region: 1-582 (193 amino acids)
Biological process (GO): protein folding
Source: RefSeq, a predicted model, not a curated record
AUGACAGCGUCCAACCAAACGCGUCUUCACGUUUUUUCUGUUACACUCUUGUCCUACCUAAUGACACUAACUUGUUUGAUGAUUUUUUUGGAUGCCGAGACUUCGGCGAAAUUUAAAAUAAAGAAAAAAAGCAUUCUUGAUUAUGACGACGCCGAUGUAGAAAGAUUAUUUGAACAAUGGGAGGAAAAUGAUGAACCAUUAGAACCUGAUGAAUUGCCAGAAUGGAAGCAGCCAUCACCACAAAUUGACCUGUCCAAGUUUCAAGAUGGGGAUGUUGAAGAAAUGUUGAAAAUGUCAAAAAAAAAGAAGACCCUUAUGAUGUUUGCCUCCGUUUCUGGGAAUCCAAAUAAGAAAGAAACAGAAUCAAUAUCACAACUUUGGCAGAUGAGUUUAUUUAAUGCCAACAUCGAAGUUCAAACGUACGUGGUGAGUGAAAAUCGUGUCCUUUUGACAUUAAAAGAUGGAUCGUUGGCGUGGGAUGUUAAAGAUUUUCUGAUUCAGCAAGAUAGAUGUGAUUUCGUGACCAUCGAAGGCAAGGAGUACUUUGCUAAGGAUCGUACACACCGUGUGCAGACCAGUUAG